GUUUCUAGGUAAACACUAAACAUUAAUGGCGCCCAUGUAAACAAAUUUGUUGAGUAGUUUGCACUGAAGGCGUGUCGCCAUGCAGUGCUUCACACGGGGCGAGAAACGCCCUCGAACUACCUACGGCGCCCACUACCAGGAGCCGCUGUCCCACUACUACUUUCAGCGCCCGCGUUGGACCCCCGAACCUGCUAGAAACGCCAGGCCAUGGGUUCCAGAGGGGAUCCCGUACCCGAGUCACAUCUACCCGAUAAAACGUCUGCUGGUGGUGCCAGAGGAGCCGCCCGUCCACAGGGAGAGGAGGAUGGGGGAGAUGCUGGAGGCAAUCAAUGAAACGAACUGGACCACCAGCCAAAAGGAGAAGCACUACGGUUCCAGGAAGUCCAAGAUUGUGGACUCGUUAAAAUAUUCCAAAGAGUCGACUCAGCGAGAUCAUUUCCCUGGCUACUGGAUGGGUAAAGAGCUCAGGCGUCAUCCAAAUAGGUUCGCGUCUGCAGGUGCAGCACCUGAAGUCUACCACCUCGUGCCCUACCUGAAGCCCAAGGACCACCCCCUGACCCUGCAAAACUACGAUGAUAACUGCGACCCCUACGACCCCAACAAGCGCUGCUGUAUGACCACCGUGCCUCACUACCUGUGCGACCCCUACCCGGGCACGCCCCUGCCUGACCACUUCGUCAAGCCACCAGAAAAGCCGUCCAUCUCUAAGCCUGGAUGGGUUGUUUAAAUCAAUGUUAAUCACAAGUUGGGUUGAUUAAAUCAAUGUUGAACCCCAUAAUGAAUUGAUUAAAACAAUGUUG
This is a messenger RNA of Physella acuta, 800 nucleotides long. RefSeq lists its product as uncharacterized. The record is from RefSeq and is a predicted model, not a curated record. Lineage: Eukaryota; Metazoa; Mollusca; Gastropoda; Physidae.